AUGGACGACAACGAGUUCGAAUUUCCGCCGGAUCAGCUUGACGAUGUCGUCGCGAGCCGGCUUUCCCCUUACCAAACGGCAAUCCCAAGCCCACUUCGGACGCCGUUUGCGUAUCCCGCCGCUAACGUGCCGCUUAGCAUGUUGGCACAGAUUCCACUCGAACACCUGCCGCCGACGCAGCCCAAGAACCCGCAGAACUUCUCCAUUGGGCAGGUGCUGAGGGGCGCGCUCUCCACGUCACACAUGCGCGUUCCGCCAGGAGGCAGCCGUAUGCCUCGUCCCAUCGCUAGCGUGGCGCCACUUCCCCACUCGCAGCGUCUGCACCAGCAGAGCCCGAUGCACUCGCCGUACCUCUCAGCGGGCCACCCACCGCUGCCCUCGGCCUCGUCAGACGAAGAGGAGCGGGGUGGUGGUGCGGAAGGCGCGUAUCAGUUCGGCGAGGGAGGUGGUGAGGAGGCGCACGGUGGCAGCGCGCUGGGCUUGACGGAGCUUCAAAUGCGCGCGCGCCGCUUCCCUAACCGGCAGGCGCGCAUCGACUGGAGCGAGGGGGAGGUGCGCAGCUUCUACCAGGCGCUCUCCCAGUACGGCACGGACUUCAGCGCCAUCGCCGUACUCUUCCCCGGUCGCACCCGCAGAGACAUCAAGCGGCUGUACCAGCGGGAGAUGCGGCAGAAGCCCAAGGAGGUGCAAACAGCUCUCAAUCAGAAACAUCCGAUAGACAUGGCCGCCUUUGAGGUGCGCUACGAAGCGAAAAAGAAGGAGGCACAGCAGCCGGUGAAGAUGAAAAAGCUGAACUCCGAGGAGUUGGCCUUCCUGGACGAAAUUGCCGGCAGGCAGCCGUCGGAGAGCGCCAUGCACGUGAAGGGUGAGGAUCUCGAGGUGCCGGUGCCGGCGGCGACGCUCGGGGAUGUGGAAGAGGCGACUGCCGCGCCGCCGUCUCGGCCGCGCAAGCGCCGACGCGACACGCAUCAGGUGGACUCCGAGGACGGACUGGAGUCGAAACGAGCAACAAAAGAAAUCCCCCCUGCGGCUGACAACGACUUUGACAUGGAGCAGGAGUCGCUCUUCGACAUGGCCAUGCGACACGAGCGCGAGGACAACGCGCCACUGGACAUGUUGUUUGCGGUACACCUAGAACAGGGGCAGCAGCAGCAUCAGGCAGCCCUGGAAGACUCGGACUUCUCUUUUGAGUGA
Molecule: messenger RNA, 1194 nt
Organism: Leishmania mexicana MHOM/GT/2001/U1103
Lineage: Eukaryota; Euglenozoa; Kinetoplastea; Trypanosomatida; Trypanosomatidae
Exons: 1
Coding region: 1-1194 (397 amino acids)
Biological process (GO): RNA polymerase III preinitiation complex assembly
Cellular component (GO): transcription factor TFIIIB complex
Molecular function (GO): TFIIIC-class transcription factor complex binding
Source: RefSeq, a predicted model, not a curated record